UUCGUAAAUAGACGAUUGAACAAAUCAAGUCAAAAAUUUGCAGAAGACGAGUAACCAGAAUGAAACAAUUGUUCUUCCAGCAGAAACUGCUACCGAGUGAAAGUUGUGUCCAGAGUGGGACAGAAUGGCAUACUUCGUCACGGGCCAAUCAGAGCGUCCAUGACAGUUUACCAACAUAGAGGGCCUUUCAUAUAAGAUACGGAUAAAAGGAAGGGAGUAGGGGAAUAUAUAAUUGUUACAUAACUUUGGUUCAAGUUAGUCUCCUGCGAACGUUGCAUUCGAGUGUACAAAACUUUAAAUCGAAGUUCAGUAAAGUGUUACACUACUAAACUCACAAUGCCGAAUUAUAAGUUAGUGUAUUUCAACGUGAUGGGUCUGGGAGAGCCCAUAAGGUUUCUCCUGAGUUACGGUGGUGUUAAGUUCCAGGACGUUCGAGUACCGAUCGCUUCAGACGAAUGGAGCACCCUCAAACCCAGUACACCAUUCGGUCAGCUACCCACGCUGGAAAUCGAUGGCAAAGUUUACUCGCAAACGUUGCCUAUUUGCCGUUACCUCGCCAAACAAUUUAAUCUGCUCGGCAAAACCGAUUUGGAUACGCUGCAAAUCGAUGCUGUCGCGAACGCUCUUCACGAUUUCAGGCGGCUGACUGUGUCGCAGUAUUAUAGGGAAGCUGAUCCGGUUUUAAAGGCUAAGAGAAAAGUGGAGGUGAUGUCGAGAGUUAUACCGUUUUAUUUGGAUAAACUUGACGGACUGGUGAAAGACAAUGGAGGAUACUUUCAUGGUGGACAGUUGAGUUAUGCGGACCUCUUUUUUGCUGCCAUUUCGGAUUCGUUGAGUAUAGCUUACGAGGCUGAUAUUACGAAAGAUCAUCCGCGUUUGAAAACCCUCAGACAGAAGGUUUUAGAACUGCCUGGUAUCAAAGAGUGGAUGGAAACGAGACCGAAAACGGAAAUUUAAAUUCUUUCAUUCAUCGAACAUUUAAUUUUAAUUCUGUACAGUAUUCGUUUGUUCAAGGUGGAUUGAGUAAUCUAUUUGCUCUUUUGUAAUUUGAACUUUUAUUUCCAAUUUGCAUAAAAUUGGAACACUAUACAACUCUAGAACAAUUCAUUUAAUAAACUGAAUGUACUUUGUAA
Megachile rotundata (alfalfa leafcutting bee) is the source of this 1133-nucleotide messenger RNA. It is a transcript of the gene GstS4, whose product is annotated as glutathione S-transferase S4. The record is from RefSeq and is a predicted model, not a curated record. Gene Ontology annotation, biological process: glutathione metabolic process. Gene Ontology annotation, molecular function: glutathione transferase activity. NCBI's taxonomy places the organism in Eukaryota, Metazoa, Arthropoda, Insecta, Hymenoptera, Megachilidae.